AUAGUCAUAUUUGGGACGUGGCAUUGCCUUGGGGAAGACCUUCACCAGUUCACAGGUAACAAACUGUUUUGGGCUUAACAAUGACUUAUUGUAGCAGCAAGGAAAGAAUGUGACGGAAGGAGCUGCUGUGGGGUGUGGCCAGGCAACAGCAGCCAGCCCUCUACCUGCUCAGGUGGUUUAGCUUUAAAGCAGCUGAAAAGAGAGUUCCUCAGACUAACACCUGCUGGAGCUCUGUGUGCUGGGUGGUAACUGAGGAAACUGGAAAUAUGUUUUUCUAAGCGGAGGAGCUAAGAAACACUAAGGAAAGCAGAAAUAAGGAUGAAGAAGCAUAAUUCAGUCCAGGGAACCUUUAGCCGACUCUUUGGGAAAAAGCAUGCCAGCAACAAUUCUACAAGUUCUCUCUUUGCCACCAACCCUCCUUGGAUCUUCACGCAAGAGGUCAACUCUGACAGCCUGAAAACCUCAGGUGAAGUGGAUGGCAUUUAUUAUGGCGGUAAUCGCUUUGGGUCAAUGACAGAUUCUGGAACAGCCACACUUAAACCACGUCCAAGAGUCCGCCCUCUGCUCACUUUCUUGCCUCUAGAUGCUCAAGAAACACAUGGGGUAGCUGUACCAACCCCAUCUGUUCCAGAAAGUUUUGAGGACAAGCUACCUGCAGGUUCACAAAUUAAUGGCAAUUAUAGAAAGUACAAUUCAGUAAUUGACCUGAGGACAAAGGCAUUUGGGGAGGAUUAUUUGGAUGAUGAUUGCAUUCCACCACCACCUUCAAUUCCUCCUCCUUCACCACCACCACUUUCAGUUGACUUACCACCAGUUUUAUCUUCUGUGGUAGUUCCACCUCCACCUUCUAUGGUAGCUCCACCUCCACCACCAAUGACUCCCCCACCUCCACCACCAAUGACUCCUCCACCUCCACCUCCAUCAGCAUUGCCAGCUCCAUGGCUUUCAUCAAUGGCUGCACCUUCAUUUCCAUAUUCCGAUGUCUGUUCUCCCAGUACUCCAACCCCACCAGACUUCAUUCCUCCUCCUCCCCCUCCUCCUCCUCCUCCUGAUUUUAUGGAUUCUGCAAUUUCUUCUAUUCCUCCAAUUUCACUACCAGUUCAUACACAACUCUUCUCAAAUGGUGUGUCCAAAUGGAAAUCAGAGACUGUUCUAAAUAUUCAUAAACCUUCUCUCAAUUCUCCAGCAACACCUAUUCACAAGGAGUUACCACAGUUACCACAGUCCAGCCCAGAGCCUCAUCUCACUUUUCCCAAAUCAUUAAAAGUACCCCCUCCUACUCCCAUGAGAAUAUCAUCUAUUUUCUCAGGAGAAAAAGACUCCAGCCCCAAAGAACAUUUUCCUAGAAUGACAUCUGACAGUCACAGUCCUCUGUUACCUACUGUACAAUGUGCUACCAUAGAUCACUCAGAGGCAGAAGCUAGAGCCAAAACCAAUAUGGGAAAUCAUUCUGCUUUGGUCACAGAAUCUAAAACAUCAGAUUCCAAAAUCUGCCCACUGAAGAAAAAACAGAAUUUAUCCUGGUCCACUGAAGAAAGAACAGAAUUUUCAUCUCCAGGUUAUGCAUCGUCUGAUGAUGAUAUCUGGAACGAACGUUGCAAUUUAGAUAAGUUGAAGAAUGAACUGUCAACCCUGCUGUCCUCAACCUGCAGAAAGGAAGACCGACCAACUGAAAAAAUUACAUUUUCCAAAUCUAAAGGUACAGAUAUUGAUAGCAACAAUGUUACUACAGAUGAAUUAAAACUAGUUAAGCAUAAUGUGAAAAAAACACACUUACCACAAAGAGCAGAGAAUGAAAAGAAAGAAAAGAAAUGUGCCAAUAAUUCUCCAACCAAAUCUUUCACCAAAGAUGCUUUCUCAACUGCAGACAAAUUUCCGACCACUCAAGGAAAUUGUGCUAUGAAACUGAAAGAGGAGUUGGAAGCUUUAUUGUCUCCAGUCAAGGAAGGAGGCCCACCUUUUGCAAUUGCAAACCUGAGACAUAAUCCAGAAACAAGGAAACAAGUUACUCUUCAGUUUUCUGGCAAUAAGGUCAAUAAUGGUGAGUUGAAAUUUCCAACAACAAAAUUGGAAGGUACAGAAAAAGAAUCAAUGAUGCCUAGUCCUUCUGUCCACACAUGCAAGCCACCAGUUUCAUCUUUAAAAUCCCAAAGUGAACAUUUGGCUCCAGCUACAUCUUCCUCUUCUAAUUCUGAGACUACAUUACCCACACAAACUGCUUCUCCCAGCAAGGAUCUCUCUCUGAAAUAUAAGACUCAUAGGUCGAAAUCGGACUCUGUUGACAGCCUUGUCUUUGCAACUUCUUCCCAAGCUAUACGUGAUGGACUCAGCAGUUCAUGUAUUAAUGAAAAUCAAAGAGAUUUUACUGGGAACAUGCCCUCAACAACAGCCAAGCUAUCUAGGAAUGCAGAGCCACUGAGCAGUGAUGUUCUGUUUCAUCCUGUUACAGGAGAAAAAGUAGAAAAGGGGUCUCCAAUGGCUCUUCUUCUGGCUGCACAACUGCGGGCCAAUAGAGGCAAGUGUUCUGCUUCUGCCUCUCAAAAUAAUAGUUCUUUAUUGGAGAAACCUCAGCUCAAGUUGAACAAUAGUAGCCAAUCAGAGAAUGGGUUAUCUACCAUUUAUUAUAGCAAUUCAAAGCCCAAUACUAUUAAGGUUGUCCCAAAGUCCCCACACAAGGACUUAUUGGCAGAAUCUGAAAGUAAGCAGCGUAAUGAAUCAAGUGCAUCCAACAACAAUAUCAGGAGUUUGUCAGGACAAAGUGAAAAUAUGCCACAAAUAUCCUCCAAUGUUACCGAACAAUGCAGGAGUACACUGAAAUUUAGAGAGACAAACGACUCUCAAAGUCUUUCAUCUAAUAAGUGUGAUUCUUCUAUUUUGCUUCAAAACUCAAACUCCAGUCAUUUGAAGCAGCAAGAUCCACUGAACAGAUCUGAAAUUCCUUUUCAUUUUUUUCCUCCACCCCAAAACCAUACAGUUAAAAAUGAUGAGGUGGAAGAAGGAUUCAAUUAUGAAAUAAUUCCUCCACCACCAGAGUUCAGCAAUGAUACCUCUGAAAUCCCAAAGUUUUCUUCAGAUACUCAGAUCUCAGAUAUGCAACUUAACUUCAACAACUCAAGCUAUAACUAUGGCAACAGUUAUUCUCUGACAUCAGCAGUCCAAAGGCCAAGUGACUAUAGUCACCAUUAUCCAGGUGACAGCUAUACCUCCAAUUACCUUAGUAGCUGUUCCAAUAGCCGCCCCCUAAUUAAAAAACGCCUUUAUCUAUCAGAGACUGAUGACUUAUAUAGUAGGACAGCUAUGUCUGCCCGCAAUAUGAGCAUACCUAACUCCUAUGGCUACAACUCUUCAGCUGUGGAAGGGAUUCAUCGAGCAAAUUAUUCUCACAGAAAUAUUCCCAAUAGUACACAGGGCCGAAGGGUAUCCUUGGAAAUACCUGGAAAAAUUAUAACUUACAAUACUUCUGUCAAUGAUGUCCAGUAUAAAAGCCAAAAUGGAGACUAUUCCACUAAUGCAAUCGCCUCUGGCAGGUCUUGCCACGUUAGUCCACAAUAUGGAACUCUAAAUACAUUUACUGUUAGGCCUGGAACAAGACAACCCAUUUCUUACUCCUACCAAGGCCUUCAUUAAGACCUUUCUGUCAGAAGCUCUGCAUCUGCACACAGCUUGGGCCAAGAUUGUUAUUACUCAAUCUGGACCUCAUUCUUUUUUCUGUAUUAUAACUCAUCUUUGUAUAGCUCUGUAGGGCCUGUAUCUUUUUGUAAACAUUAGUUUUAAGUUAUUCAGACAGUGUUAUAAAUGAGUCUUAUGAAGCUCUCUUGCUAACAAGCUUAUUUUGCAUUAUGUAAGAGUAGCUAUGUAUGUGUCUUCAUUCUAGGGCACAUUUGACUAAUAGCUGUCUGCUUUGAAUAGAAGAAUAUAGAGUAAAUUUUACCUUACUAGCACCAUUUUUAUGAACAUGCAUUGGUCAUUCAGGAAAAGCAAGCAAAGAAGGAAGGCUGCAACAGAAAGGCAAAGCAGAGAAUCCAAGAUCCAAGAUGAAGAAAGCAGUUCAACAACCCAUUUAUGGCUACUCUAGAUCAGCCAUGCAUGGCCUAGAAAGCUGGCUGUUAGCUAGAAGAAAAUGACACAUUUAUGGAAAAGGAAAGGAAGCGUUCAGAUGAAAAAAGGAUGAGCAAGAGAGAAGGAUUAGAAGUUUGUGAUACUUGUAAUUUCAAUAGUGCUACCACCAAAGAAAAUUGACAGGAGCUUUUCUUAGCAGGGCAUCUCUAACUUUUUGUUUACCAUAUCAUUGUUAGAAUCCAUAACAGAAAAAAAAAAUAUAAGAAACCCAGGGGCCCCUUGUCAAAUAUUCUUAUAUCUUGCAAAAUAUUUGAGACUGAACUUCUUCAAAAUUAUCUUUUUUUAGACAAUCAUUUAGGUUUUCAAUCUACAACUACGGAUAAAAAUGAUAGCCAUUCUAAAGACACAAAUAUAAUUCUUGCAGUCCCCUUUAAAAACACACAGCUGAAUUUAAUUUGGGAAGCAUUUUUAGUUAAAAACUGUAUAAGAUUUAAAUGAACCAAACAACAUAUCUCUACAAGGCUAACCUGGCAAUUCGUCACCAUUGUUGCAUUGUUAUAGUUUUCAAGAAUGCAAUCAUUCUGUCUACAGCUUUGUUUUUCUUGUGGUUUCUUAUUUUGGUUUAGGAGUUAAAAAACAUUUAAUGGAUAUGAAAGGUGUUUAAUAGAACAGAUGCUGGCAUCUAUACAAAUUAACCCCAAUUACAUCUCUGUACUUGAAGGAAAAGCAGCGCAUGCUUAAAGGUCACCUCUGAAAAUGUCAACUAUAUCUGUUUGGAGGUAAAUCUUAUUCAAUGGGAUUUACUUUUAAAUGCCUAGAGGAAAACAGCUCUAAUCCAUUUUGGCUUGUACUGGUUAUACAUGAUAGUUACAGGUAGUCUUUGAAUUACAACCAUUUGUUUAGCAAUUAUUCAAAAUUAUAGCACUGAAAAAGUGAUUUACGAAUGGUCCUCACACUUAUGACUGUUGCAGCAUCCCUGUGGUCAUGCAAUCAAAAUUCAUAUGCUUGACCUCUGGCAUGCAUUUGCAAUGUUUGCAGGUCAUGUGAUUGACAUUUGCAACCUCCCCAGCUGGCUUCUGACAAGCAAAUCAAUGGGGAAAGCCGAUUUGCUUAAUGGUCACAUGGUUCAACUUAACAACUUCAAUAAUUCACUUAACAACCAUGGCAAAAAGGUCAUAAAAUUUGGCACAGCUCACUUAACAGCCACUUUGCUUAACCAUAGAAAUACUGGUUCCAGUUGUGGUUUCAAUUAAUGGAUUACCUGUAAUCCAAUAGUCUAUGGAUUUAGUUCUAGUUUUUAGAACUGUGAGGGAAAAUGAUUGCCUCAAUUUAUUUCUGUAGAUUUUGCAAAGAAGCAAGAAUAUAGCCAUUAUUUUUAUAUACCCAAUAGAUAACUUACCUUAAAUUAUAAAGCAUGUAUGUUCAUGUUGAUUUUGUCUGGCAGCAGAUUCAUUUUUAGAUAAAUAUUUUGGCAGAAUUAUAGUGUAGUUCAAGUUCAGUUUAAGUCACUUAUUUAGGGAGAUGGUUAUCUGUCCCCUAGGGAUGCUUCCCAUGUAAAACUAUCAAAUGUUUCCAAACAUUUAAGUAAAAAAUGGUUUAAACAGGUGUAGUUUGCAAGCCAUCUUCUAUAUUGUGUUUAUUCACUCUAUUUACACAUAAUUUCUUGCACGAAUAUAUGCCUGUGAACCUAGAGUAAAGCCACCUCUAUCAGUAGGCAGAGUGAAUCUAUUUUAAACAGAAGAUGGGUGGGAUGAAAGAAAGUAAAUUGUUAGUUAUUUAUGGGGGGGGGGUCCUUUGUUUUUUCUGUUCUGUAUUUUUACUGCCAGGAUGGAAAGAUUACUUCUGUGAUUUUUCUGCCUCAUGUGUCAGAGGACCUACCCUGCCAUGAUUAAGUAUCCAUUUGUUGCUCUGCUUCAGGCAAGGAACAACUUGGACUAGCUCUGAUUUUAACCUUUGAUACUAAGAUAAACUGAUUUUUUAAAAAAUGUACUAACCUUCUUGUCUAUAAGAUCUAUUCUAGGAGGCUCCUCACCUGCAGUAGAAGCAGGAGUCUGCUUGCAUGUCCAAUAGUGAGAGAUUCAGUUUAGGAACCUCCCCAUGUGUGCAUUAUGUUUCAAAAUGGAGACAUUGGAUAUUUUCAACAUGCAAUUAAUAUAGCAUUUUCAAUAAUAAAAGCAUAAAUAUUACAUAAAAUUGUCUUAGUUUUUACUUAUAUUGAUCACUCAUAUGAUUAGCUUUGACCAUACUCUGGUUUCAAAGAAAUAAUAAUUUUGAUUGAUUAUAGUUCAUUUUGAUAGGAGACAUGAAAGCCAUUUAGAAAAACAAUAAACUUUGUAUUCUCAGCAUCUAUUCAAAGUUGUGAAACUCAUUUCAGACUGCAUGUUUGUAAAGAAUCAUUGAGAUAUGCCACAACAUCAGCCACUCCAACUGCUAAACAUUGUUUAUUUUAAAGCCUAUCAUUAUUUCUGGUCUUCUCAAAUGCUUUUUUACAGCCAUCUGGUCUUCUCAAAUGCUUUCUGCAUGAUCUUUUAUAUGCUGGCGAGUCUGGAGUCAAAGAGUGGUCAUUCAGUCAUUAAUUGUUCAUUCUAACCUAGUUAAUAUCUAACUGUACAGAAUGUCAGUUAAAGAUCCUUCUGUCUCAAAUUGGUUAUCUGCUAAGUGUACUGAUUGAAGGCUUCCAAUGCUUAAUUAACUAACAAACAGCCUUUCUCCUUUCCUUUCUAGAAGAAGCAGAAGUUUCUAAUUUUUCUUGCUCCACAAUAAAAGCAGUCUGUGUAUUUGUCCUCAUGAAUUUGUAUAAAUAUAUCUGCUUGUUUUUG
This is a messenger RNA of Crotalus tigris (Tiger rattlesnake), 6878 nucleotides long. RefSeq names its product chromosome unknown C6orf132 homolog (gene CUNH6orf132). NCBI's taxonomy places the organism in Eukaryota, Metazoa, Chordata, Lepidosauria, Squamata, Viperidae. The coding region runs from base 319 to 3627 and encodes 1102 amino acids. The transcript has 5 exons. The record is from RefSeq and is a predicted model, not a curated record.